AUGAGAUCAGAUGAGAUUGAUAUACAUACAUGUAACACUGUAAAAACCAAUAGACAGUUGACGCAGGAUCGUAACUCCAGGAUGGGGACUGGUAACAAUGUUGAGCAAAUCAUAUCUUGUCCGGUUUGCAACAAGAAGGUUGGUUAUUCUAUGAUCAAUCAACAUUUGGAUACAUGCACAUCUAAUGGUAAACCACGUACCAUGACUAGCGUAUUGGGUAGAAAGAGGGGGAGAGAAACCCAAUCUGCACCGUCCAAUGAAGCUAAUACUUCUAACACUGCUAUGAAUACCACUGCUUUCUCUAGUGAGUCUGCAGGUCGGCCUGCUAAGAAACCACAAUUUGAUUCAGAGUAUCAGUGGUUACAAAAGAUUAGCCAUCUGCCGUUAAGUGAGAAAGUUCGACCAAGGGAAAUGACAGAAUAUGUAGGCCAACAGCAUAUAUUGUCACAAGAAGGUGGUACACUUUCCAAGUAUAUCAGACAAGGUAUCAUACCAUCAAUGGUCCUCUGGGGCCCACCAGGUGUGGGUAAGACUACAUUGGCGAGACUACUGACUAAAACCGCCAGCGUGCAUGGUAAAUUCCAAUACACUAUGAUAGAAACUAGUGCCACUAAGGCUAACACUCAGGAGUUGAGAUCUAUUUUUGAUAAGAGUAAAAAUGAUUUCCAUUUGACUAAGAGACGUACAGUACUUUUCAUUGAUGAAAUUCAUCGUUUUAACAAGGGACAACAAGAUUUAUUGCUGCCACACGUCGAGAAUGGUGAUAUUGUUCUCAUAGGUGCUACGACUGAAAAUCCUAGUUUCCAACUCAAUAAUGCACUGAUCAGUAGGUGUCAUGUUUUCGUUUUAGAACAGUUAUCCACCAAUGAGGCAUGUAUUGUCCUCUCCAGAGGUAUAGCUCUUCUUAACAAAUGUAGAAGAAACGUAUGGGGGGUGGAUAUACCAUUAAAGCUUCCAAGAUCAAUUUUAGAGUAUAUUGUGGAUCUUUCUGUGGGCGAUACGCGCAGAGCCCUGAACCUUUUAGAGAUGGUGGAAAUUUCCAGCAGGAGUAUAGACAGAGAAUUGAGUAAACAUGAUGUGAAAAAAAUGGUGGGUCAAAAUGAUAUCAAUACGUACUACGAUACGAGCGGUGAUAACCAUUACGAUACAAUUUCAGCAUUCCAUAAAUCCGUCAGAGGAUCUAACGAAAAUGCUUCUUUAUUUUAUUUGGCACGGAUGAUUCAAGGAGGUGAAGAUCCGCGCUUCAUUGCUAGAAGAAUGAUUAGAAUUGCAAGUGAAGAUGUUGGACUAGCUGAUAAUUCACAAUUACCGUUGGCGGUGGCGGCUUAUGAAACAGUAAUGAAAAUAGGGCUGCCAGAGGCAGAUUUAGCAUUAGCCCAGUGUUGUGUUUCAUUGUGUAGGGCUCCUAAGUCAGUUGAACUAUACCGUGGUUGGAAAAGGCUAAAGUCGAUGCUUGGUGAAAAUAAGUAUUCAAUGGCAAGUAGUGGGAUACCCCUACACAUUCGUAAUGCACCAACAAGGUUGAUGGAAGAAUUGGGAUAUAGUGAAGGUUACAAAUACAAUCCCGAUUACGUCGAUGGUAAAGUGAGGCAAGAAUAUUUCCCCCAAGAAGUUCUUGAACAAUGUUCCAAUUUAGAUGACUUAAAAUUUUUGGAUGGUCAACCCUUGGGGACUAAAACGGAUUCAGAUUUGAAAUAUUGA
Zygosaccharomyces rouxii is the source of this 1701-nucleotide messenger RNA. RefSeq names its product ssDNA-dependent ATPase MGS1 (gene MGS1). Bases 1 to 1701 code for a protein of 566 amino acids. Gene Ontology annotation, molecular function: single-stranded DNA helicase activity; ATP hydrolysis activity; ATP binding. The record is from RefSeq and is a predicted model, not a curated record. The transcript has a single exon. Lineage: Eukaryota; Fungi; Ascomycota; Saccharomycetes; Saccharomycetales; Saccharomycetaceae. Gene Ontology annotation, cellular component: nucleus. Gene Ontology annotation, biological process: DNA-templated DNA replication; regulation of DNA repair; DNA repair.